AUGAAUAACUUGCUGUUUAAAGAAAGUGUGUCUGGAUUUGAAAAGGCUGCAGCUGAGGAGACAGAUGUUGAUAACAUCAUUGAGAUCAGUGAUACAAGAAAGGAGGACAAUUCAACUAUAGUUUCAAUGAAGAAAAUGCCUAUGUCUUUCAAGUGUAAGGUGUUAGAUCUGAUUGCACUGAAACUCUUGAAACAUGUUCAAAUCAGUGAGUGA
Blastomyces dermatitidis ER-3 is the source of this 213-nucleotide messenger RNA. RefSeq lists its product as uncharacterized. The transcript has a single exon. Bases 1 to 213 code for a protein of 70 amino acids. Lineage: Eukaryota; Fungi; Ascomycota; Eurotiomycetes; Onygenales; Ajellomycetaceae. The record is from RefSeq and is a predicted model, not a curated record.